Messenger RNA from Drosophila simulans, 1670 nucleotides. RefSeq lists its product as uncharacterized. Bases 1 to 534 code for a protein of 177 amino acids. The record is from RefSeq and is a predicted model, not a curated record. The transcript is spliced from 3 exons. NCBI's taxonomy places the organism in Eukaryota, Metazoa, Arthropoda, Insecta, Diptera, Drosophilidae.
AUGCAUGCCAGAUUUGCGGAUCCCGAGCCAGCGUCUCCGGAGAGCGUGGAUGGAAUCGAAACGGAGUCACUGGAGGCACGAAUUGAGGCCUUCAAGCAAAAUCCCCAGAACAUGGCCGCAUUGCGGGAGGCGCUCGACGAUGUGCUCCUGCGGGCUGAGACGGAGGCCAACAGGCGGGCAGUUGAGAGCCAGAAAUCGCAACAGGGCAAGGAAAAACGACCGAGUUUCGCCAUACCAGAUUUUAAGAACGGCAAGGUGGUGAAUCGCGCCCGGGGAUUCGUGGUGCGGAUCUUCGAUGCCAUAUGCAAUUGCGCCAACAACAAUGCGGCGGCGGCCACGACGCGCUUCAAGCUGAGAAGCAACAGCGGCGGAGGAGGAGGCGGCGGAGCCAGCGGUAAUGGCAAGCGACAGCAGUCGCAGGAUGAGCCGGAAACCCUAGUCCUGACCAAGAAGAAGCCCGCCGGCGAGGGCAAGAAAAAGAAGGGAGUCAGCAUGGCCGAUGACGUUCAAGCCGGCGUUCGACUGAUGGACUAAGCCAGCAAUAGUGGACAAUGGUUGUCCAUGCAAUGGGAAAACAUAAUCAAAAUUAAAAACAGCCCUCCCUGAACACAGAACUUUUACUCAGCAAUCCUCUACUGUCGUCCUACCGCCACCUUAAUGGAUCUUGUCCAGAAGCAUUUUCUUCGCUCAAACGUCUUAGGCACAAACCACAAAUUCCACGUCUUCCCCUUGAAGACGACCACCAAGUUAAUGGUGUAAGAUUAUAAGCCCUGCAAGAGGAAUCUUAAAAUUGCAUGGAACAGGGCUGAUGGAAAAGCUUUAGCUCUCUACUUUAUUGUUUGAUAUACCCAAAUGUGAUCCCAGAUGGUAAUGUUAACGAAAACUCAACUCGAAGCACAAGCAACUUCUAGGCUAGUUAUGAACGGAGAAACCCCCUAUAUACGACAUUUGUAUACACUCUCCAGCUCUCAGACAUCACAACACAAUCAACGGCAUUACACAAUCCCAGUGGAAUCGACGAGGGUUUGCCCCGAAUCUCCACCUAAUUAUAACUACGAUAUAUCAAAUUAUAUACCUAACUAUAUGUGUAUGUGUAUGACUAUAGGUGUGUACGGAACCACCAACCAAUUUAGAUGUGUGUGUGUAGCAGUUAAAAGUAUUUCCAAACCAAAGCAGCUAACAACAAACGGUUCAAUAUACAAGCAUUAAUGUGUACUGAUUUUAUAUACAAUGUACUAACUACUAUAUAUACGUGUGAAUGUCAUUAGACUCUUAGUUGUUUACACAGGUUUCCUCGAACAUCCUCAUCAAAUUCAUCAACUAAUCCGCACACACGCUCUAAUCGGAUAUAUUUUUGUGAGCCCCUUUUUGGAGAGAUCUACAUGACACUACUCUACACCGAAUCCGAAAUUUACGAUAUCGAUUACGAUACAUAUAUACACACCUAACGAGAGAACUUUGUACGCAGAUUUGCAAGGCAACCAUUUUGUAUAAGAUUUGCAUUUAUUUUGUAACCACUUGAAUGCAAAGAUCUCCCUAAGUUUGAAUGCGUUGCUAAGCCAAUUGGAUGUUUAUCGAUUACAAAAUGUAUAAGUGUGCGUUAUGCGAACAUAAAACCGUUGUAUUUAGUUAAUAAUAUCAGCAAUAAACUAUAACAUGUUUGAAAUCAA